GACGUUUAUACAUUUGAUUUAUGUUAAAUCAAAAAGAUUAAUAAAUCAUUGAUUGUGUUUGAAUAUUUCAAAAAGAAUUUUAAACGAUUUGGAUUAUAAUUGCUCAAUUCUUUAUAUGUGUUUGCUAGUGUGUUUUUAAUCGAAUCAUAUCAUUUGUUUUUUGAUCAUUUUUUUUCCAUUUGUUAUUGACAACAAAUUAUCAUCAAUCAUUUAGAAUUGCAUUUUUUUCCACGAAUAAUUGUGAAUAAUGUAAUGAUGCCUUUGGCGCCACAAUUAUCUGUGCCACAUUUGGGUCAAUUAUCAUCAACAUCACCAAAGAUUCGUAGUAGUAAUAAUAAUAAUAAUCCUAAUCAUCAUCAUUUUAAUAACAAUCAAACAAUAAAAAUGAUUAAAGCUUCAAAACCGAAGCUUUCAUUUAGCAUUGAUGCUAUUGUUGGUAAAAGGAAAACAUUGGAUCAUCAUUCAUCAGCCGCUAUAACAGCUAUAACAAGUCAAGAUGAUGAAUCAUCUAAUGAUACAAUUAAUAAUGAAACAACAUCAUCAUCAACAAUGUCUGAUCUAUUAUCAUCAUCCGUAUCGGCUUUUGAAACAAGACCAUUAAAACGUCGUUUAAGUGAAACAUUUGCUGCCGCUACUGCUGCUGCUGCGGCCGCUGAUGUCGAUCUAAAUAAUGAUCGUCAUUCAGUUAGUCCAAAUUCAAUUGGUCACGAUCAUCAACAUCGACGAUUAUCACCAAACAAUUUGAUUGGUGGAAGGCAAUCAAUUUCACCACCAUCAUCUAAUGGUACAUCAACAACAAUGCCACCGGAUAUUGGAUCUCCUGGUAGAAGUCUUUCACCAUUAUCAUUAGUGACUAAUCAUAAUAAUCAAUCAUUGAUUGCAAAUACUCAACAACCACCGAGCUCAUUGACGAAUAUGGCACAAUUUUUGGCUGCUGCCCAUAAUAAUCGUCAAUCAUUGUUGACGGGAUCCACAACCGGAUUGGUAAUACCAUCAACACCACCACCACCACCAUCAACAACAUCAAGUCAUCAUUCAUCAUCAUCACCAAUGUCACCCGGACAAUUAUCAUUACCGGUUUCAUCUGCCGCAUCAACGUCCACAUCAUCAUCAUCAUCAUCAUCAUCAACAACAAUAACAACUUCGACGACGACCACACAACAACCCCAAAUAUCAACAAUUGGACAUCCAAAUCAUCCGAUGAUGGUAGCAGCGGCUGCCGCAGCUGCUGCAGCUGCUCAUUCACAACUUCCAUCAUCAGCUACGGGAGCAACGACAGCAGCACCACCACCUCCAACAGCAUUACCAUCCGAUUAUCAACAUGCAGCAGCAUUUUAUCCAUGGUUUCUUCGUGCCAAUCCAUUUGCUGGCCGUUUUCCUGGAAUGCCAUUUGAUACACCAUUGGGAUCAUUUUUGCUACCUCCAUUUAGAAAACCUAAACGUAUUCGUACAGCAUUUAGCCCUGGACAAUUAUUGAAAUUAGAGCAGGCAUUUGAAAAGAAUCAUUAUGUUGUCGGUAAUGAACGUAAACAAUUAGCCAAUCAUCUUGGUCUCAGUGAAACACAAGUAAAAGUUUGGUUUCAAAAUCGUCGUACAAAACAUAAACGACAAAAACAAGAGGAUGAAGAAUCCGGUUCAAACGGUGGUACUGGUAGCGGAAAUAAUACAACUAAUGGUGAUAAUAAUAAUGGUUCAGGACAAAGAGAUUUUAAUACAGAUGAUGAAGAAGAGAUUGAUCUUGAAGAUGAAGAAUGUGGUAGUGGUGAUGAUCAAGAUGAUGGACAUCAUCAUAAUCAUCUUCAUAAUCAUCAUGGUACAAAUUCACAUCAUCAUUUACAUGGUGUUAGUGGAUCAGCAGCGGUAGCUGCUGCUGCAGCGGCAGCAGCAGCCGCAGCACAACAACAUGCAUUAAAAUUUGCUAAUAUGCAUCAUCUUUGGUAUCAAUCAGCAAUGGGUUUAAUGGCAGCAGGUGGCACAAAUGGACAGGAUGCCGGUCAUCAUCCACCAGUCACAUCUUCUGGCUCAAAUUAAAUUAUAAAUGAAAUUUUAAAAAAACAAACAAACAUUGUUGUAUAUACGAUAAAUAUUCAUCGCUAUCAUUGUUUGAUUAUAAUUUAUUGAAAUUGAAAUUAUAAAUAAAAUUUGUCAACAAACACGCACACACAAA
This is a messenger RNA of Dermatophagoides farinae (American house dust mite), 2167 nucleotides long. RefSeq lists its product as uncharacterized. Gene Ontology annotation, molecular function: RNA polymerase II cis-regulatory region sequence-specific DNA binding; DNA-binding transcription factor activity, RNA polymerase II-specific. The record is from RefSeq and is a predicted model, not a curated record. Gene Ontology annotation, cellular component: nucleus. Gene Ontology annotation, biological process: brain development; central nervous system development; neuron differentiation. Lineage: Eukaryota; Metazoa; Arthropoda; Arachnida; Sarcoptiformes; Pyroglyphidae.